Messenger RNA from Exophiala aquamarina CBS 119918, 1791 nucleotides. RefSeq lists its product as uncharacterized. The record is from RefSeq and is a predicted model, not a curated record. The transcript is spliced from 9 exons. The coding region runs from base 1 to 1791 and encodes 596 amino acids. Gene Ontology annotation, molecular function: ATP binding; RNA binding; RNA helicase activity. Gene Ontology annotation, cellular component: nucleus. Lineage: Eukaryota; Fungi; Ascomycota; Eurotiomycetes; Chaetothyriales; Herpotrichiellaceae.
AUGAAUGAGGAAGCGCGCCAGGUUGCCCAUCUGCAAGGUUGGGUCGAACCCAAGGCCUACAAUUACGACAAUGACCUGGUCUCUGAAAAUCCUGCCACCAAUGGCACAAACCAUUGUGAUGUCAUAAAUGAGGACGGUGACAAUGCCAACAGUGGUGGUCAAGGUGACCAGUCAGGUCAUUGCCAUAAAUGGGCUCAUGACGCUGGUCGUUACGAAUGGAAGGAAGAGUUCGGAGAUGUUGGUCCACGAAGCGAGAAGUUGGAGGAAGAGCUGUUCAAUGGAAAGUACAUCAAUCGGGCUGGUGAGAAAUUCAAGAACCUCACUACAGUAAAGGUCAUUGUCGAAUCCGAAGAACGCCCCAAGCCCAUCAAUAACUUCACCCAAGCAGGAAUUCAUCCCAUUCUUGUGGAGAACAUCCAGCGCUGUGGCUACGAAACACCUACUCCGAUCCAAGCAUACACAAUCCCUGCCGUUAUCACUGGUCAUGACAUGAUCGGAGUUGCCCAAACUGGCUCUGGAAAAACUGCAGCUUUCCUGAUCCCUUGCAUCUCAAAGCUCAUGGGUAAAGUCAAGAAACUUGCUGCUCGUCGUCCCAAUCUAGCUGUCGAUUUCGAUGUUGCCCGUGAGCGUGUUCGGGCAGAACCAUUAAUCCUCAUCGUCGCACCCACCCGUGAGCUCUGCUGUCAAAUCUUCGAUGAGGCACGCCGUCUUUGCUACCGCUCAAUGCUUCGUCCUUGUGUCGCUUACGGUGGAGGCCCUAUGCGUGACCAGAUUGCUCAACUCAAUCUUGGCUGUGAUCUUCUUGUUGCGACUCCUGGUCGCCUACUUGAUUUCAUGGGUCGUCCAGAGGUGCUCUCCUUGUCUCGUGUCCGCUACACCAUCAUCGACGAGGCUGAUGAGCUUCUUCAUGACGAUUGGGAGCAAGAGAUGACGAAGAUCAUGUCUGGAGGAGAUGCAAACACCGACGGUGAUCAUCGCUACUUGUUAUUUUCUGCAACCUUUCCCAAGCGCUUGAAGAAACUUGCUGCCAAGUUUCUCGCCAACGAUCACGUCCAUGUCAGCAUCGGUCGUACUGGGUCGGUCCAUUGCAAUGUCAAGCAACAGAUCAUCUGGGCUGAGCCUAAUGCUAAGCAUCAAGCUCUCUAUGACCUUCUCAUCUCGAUGCCUCCCUCACGCACUCUUGUCUUUGUUCGCUCCAAGAAGACUGCGGACUUCGUGGAUGACUACUUGUUCAACUUGGGUCUGCCCUCCACUUCCAUCCACUCCGACCGCCUUCAAAUUGAGCGUGAGGACGCACUGCGCUCUUUCAAGACUGGUGAUUCUCCGAUCCUUGUCGCCACUGGAGUCUCUGCUCGUGGUUUGGAUGUUAAGCAUGUUAUGCAUGUGAUCAACUUUGACCUGCCCUUAUAUGAACAUGAUGGCACAAAUGAAUUCGUUCAUCGCAUUGGUCGUACUGCUCGAAUUGGCAAUGAAGGUCUGGCCACUUCUUUCUACAAUGACAAGGACUCUGCUAUGGGCCCUUUCAUCACCAAGAUCCUCAUGGAGACCGGUCAGGCCGUUCCCGAAUUCUUGGAACAGUACAAACCCAAUGGUGACCUCGACUUUGAUGAAGAUGACCCUGAUGUUGACGAAGACAAUGAAGGUGCUGCCCUUCAUGGCAAUGAUGAUGCCUGGGGUGGUGGUGAGGAUAACAAUGCUGUUGGUGUCUCUGAGCCCGCUUGGGGCGCCAAUAAUUCCGCUCAUCAGGAAGCCUGGGGUACCACCAACGAGGCUGCCACCGCAGCUUGGUAA